Molecule: messenger RNA, 1031 nt
Organism: Lactuca sativa (garden lettuce)
Lineage: Eukaryota; Viridiplantae; Streptophyta; Magnoliopsida; Asterales; Asteraceae
Product: light-harvesting complex-like protein 3 isotype 2, chloroplastic
Source: RefSeq, a predicted model, not a curated record
ACUUCUUUUACCAAACAUGCCAAGCUUCUAAAUAAGUUUCCCCAAUAUCUUUAACCCAAUCUCCCCCCCAUGCUCACAUGCUCUCAGCCUUAGGUUAUCUCCAUCACAUACCACUCUCUGAUCUUUCUUCCUUUUUUUGAAAAAAGGAAACUGUAAACAUCAAAACAAUGUCUUCAUCAAUGGCCUUGUUCUCUUCAACGACACCACAUCUUCCUUCUUUAUCCUCUUCUUUCAAAACCCACUUCCCAAUUAACCCAUUUCUCUCUUUGAAGCCUCAAAGACACCUGCUUUUUGUGUCUGUUAGAGCUACUGAAAAUGGGGCCGGAGCUGUCAUUGCUGUGGAGGAGAAGAAAGCUUCUGAGCCGAAGGCUUCGGAGGAGGCGACUCUUGGGAACGGAGCUCCGAUGGCGGAACAGGAGGAGGAAGCGAUGCCGAAGUUCGAAGAUCCCAAAUGGGUUUCGGGGACUUGGGACUUGAAACAGUUUCAGAAAGGUGGAGCUACUGACUGGGAUGGAGUUAUCGAUGCUGAGGUUAAAAGGAGAAAGUGGCUUGAAGACAACCCAGAAUCAUCCAACAAUGACUUCCCUGUAGUUUUUGACACUUCCAUUAUUCCAUGGUGGGCAUGGAUGAAGAGGUUUCAUCUUCCAGAAGCUGAACUACUCAAUGGGCGAGCUGCAAUGGUGGGGUUCUUCAUGGCUUACUUUGUAGAUAGUUUGACCGGGGUUGGUCUAGUUGACCAAAUGGGAAAUUUCUUCUGCAAAACACUUCUAUUUGUUGCAGUGGCUGGUGUUCUUUUGAUUCGAAAGAAUGAGGACUUAGAUACCUUAAAGAAAUUGUUUGAUGAGACAACGUUUUAUGACAAGCAAUGGCAAGCAACUUGGCAAGAUGAGAAGAAAGAAUAAGAAUCCAUGAUGAUUGAUGAAUGAUAAAGUUUGAAUCUUUUAUGUUUCUUGUAGAUCAUCUUUGUUGUAGCUUAUGGUUUUAUGUUCUUCAAACGUGUUUCUUUAAUAUUAUAAUGUGUUUUUUUUUUU